Pediculus humanus corporis (human body louse) is the source of this 2517-nucleotide messenger RNA. RefSeq lists its product as uncharacterized. Bases 1 to 2517 code for a protein of 838 amino acids. NCBI's taxonomy places the organism in Eukaryota, Metazoa, Arthropoda, Insecta, Psocodea, Pediculidae. Gene Ontology annotation, cellular component: cytoplasm. The transcript is spliced from 3 exons. Gene Ontology annotation, biological process: axonemal dynein complex assembly. The record is from RefSeq and is a predicted model, not a curated record.
AUGGCCGGCUAUAAUAGAAAAGAUUGGGAAGAUUUAAAUAUUACAAAAGAAGAAGUUGAAAAUAUAACACAAGCAUUAAAAAAGGAAGGAUUUCGAAAAUUAUUAGCUGAAUAUGCUGAAGAAAUAACCGAUCCAAAAAAUAAAAAGCAAUUUCAAGAAGACAUUAUCAAACUUGAAGCCGAACGAGGAGUUGAUUGUACUUUUGUAAAUCCCGAACCCGGUUUUGUCAUCAAAACAAGUGUUGAUGGAAAUAAGAAAGCUUUUAUAAAUAUUUCUAAAAAUAAAGCCGUCGGGCGGCCUGAUUACAAACGUGAUAUCAAAGAUAAUAAUAGAGGAUUAAAUUGGUCUAUUCCGCUAUGCCAAGCACCCGGCAGAGAAGAUUUUGAUAAAAAGCGAAAUCGUUGUGUUGUGUACGACGUAAUUUUUCAUCCCGACACAAUUCAUUUGACUGAAAAAAAUCCGAAAUUUAAAGAAUUAGUUAUUGAUACCGCAUUAAAUGCUGUCGAGGAAAGUUUUAAAGUUCACCUCGACAGAAAAAAUCUUAAAUUUCCAAAAUUAAAAUAUAAAGGAUUACCGAAUGCAACGGUUAUUAGGAAAAAAUCAAAAUGUCAGCCAAAAUUAAGUGAGGAAGAUAAGGAAUUUUUCGAAAAAAUUAAUUGCCCAUUCAAGCCUCUUAAUGAAAAACAACCCGUCGUCAGAAAUAUUGAAAGCAAAAAAUCGGACUCAUCAAAAUAUACAACUCCAAAAUAUGUUGUCAAACACCGUACAGGAAUUGAUUUACAGGAGUUUACCUAUGAUAAAAAUGCAAAAAUAAACUGUGCCAUUCCUAAAGAACUGAUUAUUGAAAUAAAUCUUCCCAUGCUUAAUAGCACACAAAAUGUUAAUUUAGAUAUAAUGGAAAAAUCAUUACAUUUAGUUUGUGAAAAACCAUCAAAAUAUAAGCUAGAUAUUCAAUUGCCUUAUAGUGUGAGUGAAGAAACUGGAAAUGCAAAAUUUGAUAAAGAAAGAAAAUUACUUAUUGUAACACUUCCUGUGAUAAAAUCAAAAAUGACUAUUAAGGAUCUUAUAAGAGAAGAUAGUGGUGUUGAAAGUGAUUUCAGUCCAGUGGGUAGUGUUUCUAAUAAUGAAUAUGCAAGCAUAGAAGAAGAGAACAUUAUUAAUGAUACAAGAGAUUCAUUUAGUAUUGAAGAAGUUGAGGAUAUUAAUGAUUAUAUUUCAAAUAUUGAAGAGAGUGCUGAGGAAAGUGAUAAAGAAAAUGAAUGCAGGACUGAAAAAAAAACAGAAGAGUUUUUAGAAUCAGAUAAACAUUACAUAUUACCCACUUUUUCCUGUAAUGUUGAUGAUGAUAAAAUUUGCUUCGUUUUAAAUGUAAAAAAUGUUGAUGGUAAUUCAAUUGAAAAAAAACUUGUCAAUUCCAGUUCAUAUCACAUUAAAUUUGUUUCUAUCGGUUCAGGGUUUUUUCCUUCCCAUUAUGCCUUUUUUAUCGAUUUUAAAGAAAGUUGCAAUAUAAAAGAUGUGAUUUGUGAUACUUGGGACAACAAUGUAACAUUAUUGAUAGAAUUUGAAAAAAAUAAUGAUUGUGUUACUAAAUAUUAUGUUGGAAUCAAUCAAGAAUUUGUCACCGAAUACUUACUUAGCUUUCCUUUAGAAUUGAAAAAAAUUGAAGAUUAUAUUAUGAACAAAGUUGCUGAAAAUGAAGGAAGUGAUGUACCUAUUAAUAUUGAAGUAGAAUCUGCUCAUCCUGAGGAAGUAGUACUCAAUAUUACUCCUUUAAUUCCUGAAAAUUCAAAUGAUGAAGUUGUUAUAGAACAAAAAAUCUCAGACUCUCCGAGAAGAAUUUUACCUGAAGAAAAAUGCAGAACAUUUUCAGAAUCAGGAGUCGAUGAGAUUGUACCAGGUCCUGCUGUGAGAAAAAGUAUACUUAAAAAAAGAAUCAAUAGAAGUUUAUCGGAAUCGAAUGCAGAGGAUUACAUUUUGAAUUCAUCUUGUGGUAAAUCGUUAUAUGAUGGUUCUGAUUUUUGCAUAAAUGAAGAAGAAGAAGUUCCUCACAUUAAGAAAACCGUUCGUUUUAGUGAAAAAAUUAGGCAACAACUUUUUAGAGUCAAUUCGACCAUAUUAGGAAGAAAAAAUAAAAAUAAAAAGAAAAGUAAGAAUAAGAAGAGAGCAUUGGAAAGGAAAUUGAGCGAAAGUGAAAAUUCGGAAACGGAAAACGGUAAGGAAACAAAUAGAAAACAAAUCAAAUCUAAAAAAUGUAAAAAACAACCUAAGAAAAAAACACUAAUAGAAGACGUUUCUAAUUCGACAAACAAUGAAAAUAAUAAUAAUAAUAAUGAUAAUAAUAAUUGUGAUAGCAAGGGUAAUAAAAAAAAUGAGGGGAAUGAUAAAAUGAACGUGGAAUCGAAAAACGAAGAUGAAAAUAUAAAUAAAGAAAAUGAGGAUAAAUUAAAAUUCGGUUUGAAGAAAAACGAUAAAAUAUUCGAAUUUAAAAGCGAUUUAAUUUUUGAUCUUGAAGUUUAA